This is a messenger RNA of Trypanosoma brucei brucei TREU927, 438 nucleotides long. RefSeq lists its product as hypothetical. The transcript has a single exon. The record is from RefSeq and is a predicted model, not a curated record. NCBI's taxonomy places the organism in Eukaryota, Euglenozoa, Kinetoplastea, Trypanosomatida, Trypanosomatidae. Bases 1 to 438 code for a protein of 145 amino acids.
AUGGCCUAUGUUUCUCCAGCACGCGUGAAAUGGGCUACUUUUGUUUUUUGGAACUUCUUAGAUCCCACAUUCCGCUUGCACUUCAGGUACUACCAGCGGAAACUAGCCGUGGAUCGGUAUCUGGAAAGGCUCGGUGUGGUAGCGAAUGUUGGUAUUGGUGUUACUUUUGGGCUUAUGUUCUACAAUCUCCUGAUCGCCCGCUUUCUUCUCCCUCGUUCCGUCAGCUCAGGACAUAGCAUGGAGGAGAACGCAAAUGAGGUACUCCGCGUGUUGAAAUACGAUACGACGAAGGAGCUUCCUGCGUUUUUGCUCAUGCGUGCAAAGCGCGAGGUGAUAUCUAAGCUGCAUGUCGCGGCUGAUAAGGCCGAAGUGAAGCGACAGCGCGAGGAGGUGAGGAGGCUCCUUGACAGCAUUGAUCAGCAGCGGUUACCGAAGUAG